GCGCAUCUAUCUCACUCUAAAGCUCCGUCAGUGCGGCCAAAAGCAGCGGACAGAACCCUCGCGUGCUGGGAUAACCAUUUCUUUUUGCAAGUAUGUUUCGCUGUAUUUCAGUGGCGUGAUGCCGUUAUCGUCUAUGCAAAAUCCAUUCUAAAAGGUGUUCAAGCCUGCUGACCUCCACAUUUUAAGAAGGUGCAAAUGCCAAAAACCAUUAAAAGGGACUACCCUUUGAAUCUGCUACCUCAUCUGAGCAGGUGAGAAACUACACUUCGCCAUGGGGAACCAGCUGACCGAGAUGGCUCCCAAUACUUCCUUUCUGCCCGGCUUCCAGUCCCUGCAUGUGGUGGUCAUCGGCCUCGACUCGGCUGGCAAGACCUCGUUGCUCUACAGGCUGAAGCUGAAGGAGUUUGUCAAAACGAUUCCAACCAAAGGCUUCAACACGGAGAAGAUAAAAGUGGCGGUUGGCAGUUCCCGAGCCAUCAGCUUUCAGGUGUGGGAUGUAGGAGGUCAGGAGAAGCUGCGGCCCUUGUGGAAGUCCUACACCAGGAGAACGGACGGCAUGGUGUUUGUGGUGGACUCCACCGAGGUGGAGCGCAUGGAGGAGGCCAAGGUGGAGCUCCACAAGAUCACUCGCACCUCAGAGAACCAGGGAGUGCCCGUGUUGGUGCUGGCCAACAAGCAGGACCUGGCCUCGGCCCUCUCUGUGGGCGAGGUGGAGAAAGUUCUGGCUGUCCAGGAACUGAACGCGUCCACUCUGCGCCAUGUUCAGAGCUGUAGCGCUGUGGACGGACAGGGCCUUCAGACAGGUCUGGAGAAACUCUAUGAGAUGAUCCUGAAAAGGAAGAAGACGGUGAAGCACAGCAAAAACCGGAAAAGAUGAGCUCUCCUUCCAGUGGCCUCUAAGGAGAUUGAUCUUUUCCUGAGAAACUUUGAGCCAAGGUCCCUUUAAUGGAGGAGGGGAGGCAUUUUAGGGCAACAAAGGACUACUUCCAAUUCCAGAUGGCCCCUAGGGGUCAGGAGAAAUGGAUUUGACCUUAAUGUGACAUGAAGUAUUGACACGCUGUCUUUCAUACUUGUGCUAGCCGUGCAGUUGCCCUUUGUCUCCAAGGACUAUGUGAUGGGAGAAAUAGGAUGAAGCUGCCACAGAUUUGAUCUUAAGUUCAACUCACUACCCCGUAACAAAGUAUUAUAUUUACUUGAACUUUUAACUCCAGUUUUUGUGUAGGAAAACAACUACUGUAUGAAUCAAGUGAAAUGGUAUUGGCUUACGAUAGAAUGCCAAGGCAGUUGAAGUGUUAUUUAUUUUGUUAGCUUUGGAAUAACAAUCCUAAGUGCAUUCCCCUCAUACCACAGAGGCAGAAGUUCCAGUAACAUUGUGUUUCUACAAGUUGUACAUUUUUGUAAAGAAUGAAUAAAUCUAAGCAUU
Hypomesus transpacificus is the source of this 1423-nucleotide messenger RNA. RefSeq names its product ADP-ribosylation factor-like 4D (gene arl4d). Gene Ontology annotation, biological process: intracellular protein transport; vesicle-mediated transport. Gene Ontology annotation, molecular function: GTP binding; GTPase activity. The transcript has 2 exons. The coding region runs from base 272 to 877 and encodes 201 amino acids. Gene Ontology annotation, cellular component: cytoplasm. The record is from RefSeq and is a predicted model, not a curated record. NCBI's taxonomy places the organism in Eukaryota, Metazoa, Chordata, Actinopteri, Osmeriformes, Osmeridae.